This is a messenger RNA of Entrophospora sp. SA101, 363 nucleotides long. NCBI's taxonomy places the organism in Eukaryota, Fungi, Glomeromycota, Glomeromycetes, Entrophosporales, Entrophosporaceae. The record is from the annotation of a GenBank genome assembly.
AUGAAAAAUGACUAUUUUAAAAGAUAUUCUGAUUCAUACAUGAUUGCUUUAAUUGGUAAACCAAAUGUCGGCAAAUCAACGAUAAUUAGGACUGGUCUUAAUAAUUUAGCACCAAUAACAAAUGUCGGAAAAGAAGAAAGUUUGGUGUAUGAGAUUGAUGUUGAUGAUCAUUCUUAUCCAGCCCAAGUGUUGGAAAUUCAAGAAAAUGAUUUACCAGAUAUUGAUGGAAUUUUAGUUUGUUAUGAUGUGACUUCAAGAGCAUCGAUUGCAAACAUAGCAUGGUUACUAAACGCGUUCAAAGAAUUCCAAGUACCGAUGAUAUUAGUGGCAUGUAAAGCAGAUUGUGAUGAAAUAAAAAGGUGA